AUGGCAGAUUUCCUCCACGGCCCCCUUGAAAUAGUUUUCGGAGCUGGUCCUUUCGGCCAGCUCAAGUUUGCAACAAUACGAGGCCUAUAUGGAGUUUCUGGUGGACCGAUUGAUCUUUCACUCAUCUUGAUGCAAACCGAGUAUGGAGCCUGUAAGGACUUUGAUUUCGCCAAGUACCUGCCAAUCGGAAGGGAGUAA
This is a messenger RNA of Puccinia graminis f. sp. tritici CRL 75-36-700-3, 198 nucleotides long. RefSeq lists its product as uncharacterized. Bases 1 to 198 code for a protein of 65 amino acids. Lineage: Eukaryota; Fungi; Basidiomycota; Pucciniomycetes; Pucciniales; Pucciniaceae. The transcript is spliced from 3 exons. The record is from RefSeq and is a predicted model, not a curated record.